CUCAGUCUCUAAGCUAGCACCACUCUCCAGCAGCUACAUCAUCAUCUCCCAUUUAAACAUGUGUACUCCUACUAGAUAACCAGUUCAACCAGCAGGUCGAGUAAAACCAGGCAGAUAACUCCACCGCGGGUAACUAAGUUCACAUUCACAUCAGUGGAUAGCUGGUUGAUUCAGCAGAGCUAGCUGUGUUGCUAGCUAGCGCUAGUUAGCCUGGUUAACCAGCCUGUUGGCGUGUUGAGGCAACAAGAGGCGACGUUAACGAUUCAUACCAGCAGCAACAUCACAGACUAAGCAUGGCGCUGAAGUCUGGAGAGGAGCGUCUGAAAGAGAUGGAGGCUGAGAUGGCUCUUUUUGAGCAGGAGGUUCUUGGCGGUCCAGUACCAGCACCAGGAAGCCCACCUGCUAACGAUGCAGUACCUGUAGCUCUUUCUGUCCCAGCGCUUCCAGUAGUGCGUGCCAUUAUAGGCACCAACACCUACAGACAGGUCCAGCAGACAUUAGACGCCAGAGCUGCCAGUUUUGUUGGUCCUCCACCUCCCAUCUUUGCGGGACCAGUCCCUCCAGUACGUCCUCCCAUGCUGAGACCAGCCUUUGUCCCCCAUAUCCUGCAGAGACCUGUUGGUCAGAGGAUGCCGAUGAUGCGUGGUCCUCCGAUGGCUCCUCCUCUGCCUCGGCCGCCUCCACCUCCUCCCAUGAUGCUCCCUCCUUCCAUGCAGGGCCAGACACCUCAGGGUCCCUCUCAGCCCAUCCAACACAUGGCUUCUGCACCUCAGAUGGUGCGUCUCACUCAGGUCCGUGAUAUGGUCUCCAUGGGGUCAGGACCGCCCAUAAGACAGGGACCCCCGCCUCCCAUCAAACCGACGCCGUCAGUCAUCCAGGCAGCACCGACCGUGUACUCCGCUCCUCCUGCCUCUUCUGGACAUAAAAGAAUUGAUGUUCGAGCUCAGAGACAAGCCAGAAUGGAGGAGCUGGCAGCGCGGGUUGCAGAGCAGCAGGCAGCCGUGAUGGCAGCAGGUCUACUGGCCAAGAAGGAGAGUGAAGACAGCGGCGCCGUCAUUGGACCCAACAUGCCUGAGCCUGAGCCCCCCCACACUGAGCCAGUGGAAAGUGCUUCAGACGACAAAAAGAAAGGGAGGGUGGAGAAGGUGAAGAAGUGUAUCCGUACUGCAGCGGGGACCAGCUGGGAGGACGCCAGUCUGUUGGAGUGGGAUGGAGAUGAUUUCCGUAUAUUCUGUGGUGAUCUUGGUAAUGAGGUGAAUGACGACAUACUGGCCAGAGCCUUCAGCAGAUAUCCGUCGUUCCUCAAAGCUAAGGUGGUGAGAGACAAACGUACAGGGAAGACAAAAGGCUACGGCUUCGUCAGCUUCAAAGAUCCAAAUGACUACGUCCGAGCCAUGAGAGAGAUGAACGGGAAGUAUGUUGGCAGUCGUCCCAUCAAACUAAGGAAGAGCAUGUGGAAGGACCGCAACAUGGAAGUAGUACGCAAGAAACAGAAAGAGAAGAAGAAGCUGGGACUCAGAUAGGGACGAAUGGUCGACGGACAACAUCAUCAUCAUCAUGCGAGAGUAUUUUUGAUCUCUCCAAUCAGGAGAUGUACUGAGAUUGUAUAGGUGUUAACUCUUCCUCUUUGUUCUUUAAAUAAAGCAUAAUUUCUUACUUGUU
This is a messenger RNA of Sebastes umbrosus (honeycomb rockfish), 1662 nucleotides long. It is a transcript of the gene rbm42, whose product is annotated as RNA binding motif protein 42. NCBI's taxonomy places the organism in Eukaryota, Metazoa, Chordata, Actinopteri, Perciformes, Sebastidae. Gene Ontology annotation, molecular function: mRNA binding. Bases 294 to 1523 code for a protein of 409 amino acids. The record is from RefSeq and is a predicted model, not a curated record. The transcript has 13 exons.